AUAGACGAUAAGGACAACAUCGGUUGCACAGCUCUACAUUGGGCUGCACUCAACGACAAGGUCAACGUCAUGAAGUGGCUGAUCAAGGAAGGAGCGGAUCUGAACGCUAGGGGCAAUGACGGACACACGCCCCUACACUGGGCAGGGCUGAAGGGAUUCUUGCGCGCUACUAGAGUUCUGAUCGAUGCAGGAGCAGACCUGAAUGUGCAGGACAACUGGAAAUUCACUGCAAUGAUCCGGGCAGCUCAGAACGGUCAUGUGCUAGUGGUGCUUGCGCUGAUGUAUGCUGGUGCUGACGUCACCAUCUACGAUGCGGACGACGAUGGGUGUACAGCACUGCACUUGGCUGCCAAGAAGAGUGGAGGAGAAAUGUGCAGGAAGCUGAUUGCGGCGGGAGCAGAAAUAUCUUUGACAGACAACAAGGGAAAGACACCC
Molecule: messenger RNA, 435 nt
Organism: Guillardia theta CCMP2712
Lineage: Eukaryota; Cryptophyceae; Pyrenomonadales; Geminigeraceae
Exons: 2
Molecular function (GO): protein binding
Source: RefSeq, a predicted model, not a curated record